UCAGUUUGCACCAUAUUUAAAUCGAAUUUUUCCGGGAUACUGUCAUAACUUCUUUAAAGUUGUUGCAGCAAGUCGCUCCGAGGUAAAGCAUGAAAAUUUUGAAAAUUUUUUUUUCGGCUGCUGUAUUGCAGUUCUAUACAACUGCUGCUUCSCCGGUGAAAAAUGCAGCCAGUCAGUGCGAUCCAAGUAGAUGUAAACUGCCUGACUGUUUCUGCAGUGGAACCAAGAUCCCUGGGGACCUUGAAGCGAAGUCUGUCCCUCAAAUGAUCAUGAUGUCGUUUGAUGAUGCCGUAAACGAACAAGUUUAUCCCUACGAAACGUCUUUAUUCGAUGGUGAGUUGCAUAAUCCGAACGAUUGUCCCAUGACUGGAACCUUCUUUGUUUCUCACCAAUGGACUAACUACCAGAUGGUACAGACUUUGUACCACAACAGACAUGAGAUUGCAGACCACUCAAUCUCGCACCGUUUACCCAUCUCCUGGUGGAAGUAUGCUACUUUGAAAGAAUGGAAGCAAGAAAUAAUGGGUAUGAGAGAAAUUCUCAGAAAAUGGGGGAACAUUCCUGUAGAUGAAGUGAAGGGAUUUCGAGCGCCGUUCCUACAGAUUGGAGGAAAUAACGAGUUUAAAGUCCUGUAUGAUGGGAAGUUUACCUUCGAGUCUUCUAUGCCUACACAAAASUUCAUGAAUCCACCUAUGUGGCCGUAUACUCUCGAUUAUAGCACGACACAGGAAUGCGUYAUACCUCCGUGUCCCACAGCUUCAUACCCAGGCCUGUGGGAGGUUCCAAUGAUUGACUACAGUGAUAAGAAUGGCAAUCCCUGUAACAUGAUUGAUGGAUGUGCAGCGCCAUCCUCUAGACAAGAGACCUAUGAUUUGAUUCAUAAGAACUUCCUUCGUCACUACAAGAGCAACAGGGCUCCAUUUCCGAUGUUUAUGCAUGCAGMCUGGUUUCAUAAUCAUCCUGAAAGACUCGAAGGUGUAAAAGAUUUCAUKAGGAACGUUUCAUCCCUUGGCAAUGUCUACUUCAUCACUAUUUCCCAGGUCAUUGAAUGGAUGAAACAACCRACGACACUUGACAAGAUCAAAGAAUUCAGUCCCUGGAAGUGCGACUCACCCCGCCCUCCCGUGUGUUCCAGUUCRGAAGUGAAUGUCUGUAGUUACCCAAAUCAUUACCUGUUUACAUGUACCAGGCCAUGUCCCAACAACUAUCCAUGGGUUGGGAACCCUGAUGGUAACUGAUUGUGAGAGGACUGGGACUUGCAAUUGAAAAAACAAACAUAAUUAUACUAACACCUCAGCAGACACCUCCUUCYCUUCUCAACCUCAUCCCAAGGGUCCCCAGCUGACUGCAAUUCAAUCUCCCCCCAACGACCACCACAGUUAAAUCAAGGUCAGCCACAAGGACCCUUAGGACGAGGUUGCUCUCUUCUAAUUACCAUUUUCCAUACCUCGGUUUACUUGUUCAAACACAAAACAUUCAAUCAAGGCUGCAAGGUUCAAAUUUUUUCAAAUUACUACGGAUUUCACCUAAACUGUGRCGAUACAUCGAAAAUUUGUCUCRCUACCACAYCCUAAUU
Molecule: messenger RNA, 1576 nt
Organism: Actinia tenebrosa (Australian red waratah sea anemone)
Lineage: Eukaryota; Metazoa; Cnidaria; Anthozoa; Actiniaria; Actiniidae
Product: chitin deacetylase 7
Biological process (GO): carbohydrate metabolic process
Molecular function (GO): hydrolase activity, acting on carbon-nitrogen (but not peptide) bonds
Source: RefSeq, a predicted model, not a curated record